AAAAUUUUCAUUUUCAGUCCAUUAUAAUACAUCUCUUUUCCAUGGCCUAAUAAGUACAUAAAAAAGAGUGAUACAGAUCCUUAUGCCACUCUUAUUUGAAAACAAAUUAUUUGAAAAUAAAUUAUAAACAAAAAUAAGCAAGAAAACAGUAGCUAUAAUAAAUUCUAAAACGUGUUUAAAAACAAAUUAUAAACAAGAAACUAUAAAAGAUCUGUACCUGCACCAUGGAUAUUAAUUCCUACUCCAACCUGUUCCAUAAGGAAUGACAUAAAUGGAAAAAGAAAGUCCUUGACAGAGUUAAUUAAGAAUUCGCUAAUCAAUAAUUAGGAAGUGCAGGCAGAUACAUGACAAGACAUGACAUACACAACCAAAGACGUUUCUUAGUAAAUAAAAGCUCGACAAAGCAGGACCUGCACAUGCAUGCACUACUAGUCUCAUGCAUGUACAAUUUUCAACCACUAACUUGUACCAUAUCUCUUUUUCGUGUUUGGUCUCAGUGUUGUUGUUCAACAUGGUGAUGUAUCUACCCUCCAAUAAGUCUUUUCUUUUCUCAGCUUCUUCAUCCACCACUACACAUAUAAAUAUAUACGUUCAGUGAGUUACCUAAGAAGCAAUAAUCUAACAGUAGUACAUAAAAUGGAGGGAUUCGGAGUAAGAACCAGCAGCAGCAGAAAAAUAAGGGUUGUGGGUGGUAUUUUGAAGUUGAAGGGUGUGUUGGAAAAGCUUCAAAAGAGUGUCUUGUUGCGGAGACAUAAAUCUGGUUCCUGUGGAAGAGAUUAUGAAGAAGUAGGAGAUGUGAAAGAAGGACAUUUUGUUGUGAUUGCAAAGGAUAAUGAGGAGGCAAAGAGAUUGGUGGUUCCAUUGAGCUUUUUGAAGAACUCAACAUUCUUGAAGCUGUUGGAGGAAGCAGCAGAAGAAUAUGGGUUUGAUCAACAUGGUGCACUAACCAUACCUUGCAGACCUAGUGAACUUGAGAUGCUGUUGAAUCAGUAAUGGAAAGAAAGAGAGAUUCUGAUGCUGCUAGGGAAAACUCCUGCAAAAAACCAUGGCUAAAAGCUGGUUUUUUAUAUAUCUGAGAUAAAUUUGUACAGAUAUUAUGAAAAUGUACAAGUAAAAAAAUAUUACUGGUCAUAAAUACGUCAUACUUCACAUUAUUGAAGUGAAGUCGUAAUUAAUCAUCACUAGUAAUAUUUUUUUUUACUUAUUCAGUUUUGUGAUACAUAGGUAAAUUUGUCUGAGUAAAAGAAAAAAAAAACUAAAAGCUACAAAAGCUAUUUACUGA
This is a messenger RNA of Vigna unguiculata (cowpea), 1282 nucleotides long. The record is from RefSeq and is a predicted model, not a curated record. Lineage: Eukaryota; Viridiplantae; Streptophyta; Magnoliopsida; Fabales; Fabaceae.